UUUGACGGAAACAGGUUUGGAUAUUUUUUCACAGUGUUUGAUAAGGAUGCACUCCCAAGGAGUAUCGGUCAGGUGUCCUCCAUCUCCUCCUUCAGCAUUUGUACCUAUCAGUGAUAAAGACAUGACUGAGAUUGAACUGCACUCUGUGGACUCCAUCAGUGACCUGCACCGCACACACCCUGAACAACACAGCAAAGGUGUUCGACCUCCACGACCACAACCUCCAUCCAUCAACGGGAACCUUCGGAUGAUCGACAGGCCAGUCGUCUGUCAGGCAGGGUAUCAAAUGAGAAGAUCCCCUAUGAGUCACAUCAACGAUAUGUGGAACAUCUCUACGUGGCGUUACUCUUUGACAUGUGUGGCUGUAAUUCUGAUCCUCCUCACUGUCAUUCUUAUCUUUAGCUUCUUAGUCCAGCAGAGCAGAACUCUACACAGGCUAGCUGAGGCACUGAGGCAAAGGCAAGAAACAACAGAAGAAAUGUCCAUCAUCUUUCAGGAGCUCCAGGCUCUGCGCAGAAACCUGACAUCACUGAAGAUCGGACACUGA
This is a messenger RNA of Neoarius graeffei (lesser salmon catfish), 547 nucleotides long. RefSeq lists its product as uncharacterized. Lineage: Eukaryota; Metazoa; Chordata; Actinopteri; Siluriformes; Ariidae. The coding region runs from base 47 to 547 and encodes 166 amino acids. The record is from RefSeq and is a predicted model, not a curated record. The transcript is spliced from 4 exons.